AUGGUUGGCGAGGCCAGUCCCUCGUCCAGCAAGGGCGCUGGGGAGCCUUACCACAGGAAGCAGCCAUCCUACGGCUCGCUUGGGGACGAUGGAUACAGUGAGGGAGGUUCAUUCAGUGGGAGGGACAGCUUUAUGGAUGAGAAAGAGAGCGGCAUGCGUGGCUUCGAUUACGAUCCGGAGCAUCCAACAAGACGAGCGCCGAGCUUCGCAGGAUCAGGAAAGGAGAAAGGAGAGGGCAUAGGAUCGCUAGCUAGGCUGGUGGAGGCUCUGGAAAUGUAUGACAACCCGCACAUGGACUCCUACCUGUCAGACGAGCAGGAUGGGUCACUGGGGGCAGGCCUGGGAAGCAUACACCCGUUUGGAGGCAUGGGCCUGGGCGAUGACAUGGAUGGGGAUGAAAAGGCGCUGCUUGGGGGCGGCGGCGGCAAGCGCAAGGGGGGAUACGCAAAGAGCUGCGACUCCUUCGGCUAUGCGGCGGAGAUGAACCCGAAGCUGAAGGGCAAGAAGGUGCCGCUGCUGGAAGAGGAGCCGAUCGACGAGUAUGUGCCGCCGCCCUUCAACGCCAAUGCACCCGAGGGAGCGGAGGCGAUGGAGCGGGGGGAGAGUGGCGAGGGACUGGAAGGGGAGGGGGAGUGGCCGCGGCGGCCCUUCAAGCGCGGCUGGAAGUUUAAUAUGGUGGGCAUGACACUCAUGUCCAUCUUUGUGCUGGCGCUGGGCUUCUACCUGUGGGUCCGCAUCACCAAGACCCUCGACCUCGGCCAGUACACCUGGUAUGGGUGGAUGGUGCUGAUUGUGGAGAUGCUGGGAGCGACCUCCACAAUUCUGUACGGUCUCAACAUCAUCUUGGACCCUGUGCAUGAGAAGCUGGAGAUGGAGCCUGACAACCCAGGCAUCACAAAGACGAAGUGGCGCUACCAUGUGCGCGUGCUGGUGCCGUGCUACAAGGAGCCAAUGGAGAUCACUGCGCGCACGGUGCAGGCGGCCUACAACGCCAAGCUGCCCGCCGGCUGCGACCUCACCAUCUACCUGUGUGAUGACGGCAAGGACCCGCAGAAGCGUAAAUGGUGUGAGCAGAUGGGGCCUGAGAUCAUCUAUGUGAGCGGGCGUAUGAGGAAGGCCGGCGAAAUGAACGGCAAGUCAGCCAAUCUGAACAACUGCCUGUCCCACAUCUACCCAGUGGGCACACCCAUCCCCGCCAACGAGAUCACCUGCAUCUUCGAUGCCGAUCAGGUGGCCAACCCGGACUUCUUCCUGAAGACGCUGCCGCUGUUUGACGCGGGCGACGAUGUGGGCAUGGUGCUGUCGCCGCAGGCCUUCCACAACCUGAACCCCAGCGCGGACAUCUUCAACCACGGCAACAUACAGUUCUGGGAGUAUGCGCAGCACGGCUACGACGCCCUCGGCUUCAUCUCCUGUACCGGAACCAAUUUCCUGACUCGUUCGCUGGCGUUUGAGCAAGCGGGCUGGUCGCCGGAGUACACGCUGACGGAGGACUAUGCGCUGGGCAUGGAGCUGCGCAAGCGCAAGUGGAAGUGCCGCUACGUGGAGGAGUACCUGGCAGUCGGAGAGGCGCCCGAGCAAGUCAGGAACUGCUUCCAGCAGCGCUCCCGUUGGGCCAAGGGUCACUUCCAGAUCGUGCUGUCCAACGAGCACUGCCCGCUGUUCCAGAAGGACCUCAGCAUUUUCCAGCGCCUCAUGUACUGCUCUGGAGUGUGGUCCUAUGUUGUGGGUGCCAUCACAGCGCCCAUGUUCAUUGCCAUCCCGCUGAUCACCAUCUGGGCCGGGGUCUUUCCCAUUGUGGUCUCCUGGUGGGCCGCAGUGGGCCUGACGGUGUACUUCCUGGCGCAAUACAUGGUGCUCAACUACGUGCGCAAGUUCAACCACGUCAAGCCGCUCUGGUUUGCCAACGUGGCCAACAACAUCCUCUGGUGGACGUUCGUGAAGGCCUGCUGGCGUGCCGUGGGGUCGACCAUGGGCAAGGGAAUCACCUUCAAGACCACGCUGAAGGGGCGCGGCAUGCUGAUCGCCAACUCCAUUGGAGACCUGUGGAUGCCCACGCUCUGCUUUCUCGGCCUCCUCGCCUCCCUCGGCUUCGGCAUGUUUAAGGUGUUCACUGGGCCGACAGUGGUGACGACGCUGUCCAUAUCGCUGGUGUGGAUCAUCUACUCCGCCAUCCCCCCGUACCUGCUACUGCACUACAACUUCAUCGGCCGCGGCGCCACGCUGCGCUGGGCAUGCACGCUUUGCUUCUUCAUCUCCUCCCUCUGCGGCAUCGCUGCCAUCACCCUCCUCUGGCUCGUCUACCCCACGCAGUAUGACUACAGCGGCAUCAUGGGAAUGACGUACCGCUUCUACGAUGCUGAGCGCGUGGGCGCGCUGGCGGGCAACUACAGCAUCCCCUGGCGCGGCCCAGCCUUCCUGCAGGAGGUCGGCCCCAAGGCGCAGGGCUUCGGCAACAUGACCGGCGGCUUCAUGACCGGUGGGCAGGCGGGCACGCUGAAGAUGACCAUCCCCACGGCCUUCUCGAUGACCAUGCUGGCCUGGGGCAUGCUCGAGUUCCCUCAUGGGUACGCAAAGGCAAACACGACGGCUGAUGGGCUGCAAACGCUGAAGUGGGGCACGGACUACCUGCUGCGCACGCUGGCCAAGCAGACCAAGGCGGGGCAGCGCUACCCCGAGUACAACAUUGCCUACCAGGUGGGCAACUACUCGGUGGACCGCGGCAGGUGGGACCGGCCGGAGAAUUUCAAGGACAAGCGGCCUGUGUACUAUGUUCCCACCAAGAACGGCACGUCAGACCUGGGCGGGCAGAUAGUGGCGGCGCUGGCGUCCACGGCGAUGGUGUUCCAGGACGCGGACUCCAAGUACUCCAACAAGCUGAUGAAGGAGGCGCUGGACCUGUACGCGGCCAUCAGCCGCAAGAAAGGCAUGUGGAGCGACCAGUUCCUCUACGCCUGUGCCCCACCGGACCCGACCGCGACGCUGACCAACCCCAUAAAGCCCUCCUGCAAGCAGCCGGACGUGGCCUUCCGCGGCAGCAUGGUUUACUGGUACAACAGCACCAGCUGGCGCGAUGACAUGGCAUGGGCCGCCAGCUGGAUGUUCCGCGCCUCGGGAGACCCCAACUACCUCAGCGACGCGUACGGCUUCUACCGCACCCACAAGGACCUCGAGGGCGAGCUCGACAUCCGCUACCUGAUUGACUGGGACAACAUGAUAUACCCGACGACGGUGAUGCUGGCCAUGCUGACGGACAACCCCCAGUUCCACAGCGAGGCCCAGGCCUACCUCCAAAAGUGGCUCUGCAGCUCUGGGGACACCAUCAGCUACACGCCGCUGGGCCGCGCGUACAACCGUUUCAACCCGGCGUUGGGGCAGACCAUGAACGCUGCGCUCGUGUCUGUAAUCUAUGGCCAGGCCAUCCAGCCGCCCGCUAUCGCCCCCAAGCCCUUUGAGACAGUGAAGUACAGCGACGGGCUGAAGAGCCAGAAGUACAUCUGCUGGACGCGCAAGCAGAUGCGCUACAUCCUGGGCGACCAUGGCAUCUCCUAUGUGACAGGCCUGGGCGCGAAGAAGGGGUCCCCCCAGCGUGUGUACGAUCGGGGGGCCUCCUGCCCCAGCCCGCCCCAGAACUGCAGCGCCAUCACAGCGCUGUACAACCCCACCCCCAACCCCCACACCCUCACCGGCGCCCUUGUCAUGGACCCGCGCACGUGGGACUUCUUCGACGACAACCGGUCGAGCAACGACACGUGGGUGGCCAUCGACAACAACGUGGGCCUGACUGGCGCGCUGGCCGGCCUCAACCAGGUCACGGGCACCUACGACCAGUGCCUGCAGGGCUACGGCAUUCUCGCGCGCGACGCCACCAUCUGCGACUCUCGCCUCUAGAUUGUGCCCAGCAGAAGUCUUGCAGCACUCGAGAGGCGCCUGCUGGGAUCUGCUGUGUGCUGGGAGCUGCGCACAUCUGUGCAUGGCAUGACGGUUUUCUGUGCAAGAUCCAGACCUAACGGCUUGGGGUAACACUCGCACUCUCAAGCAUAUUGCACUGUGCCUGUUGAAGCGCGCGACACCCUCGGAAUUCAGCUCUCCGUAGUGUCUUGCAAGUCAUAUUUGUAAGUAAAAACAAGGCAAAGAACAAGCACAUACUAAUCUCUGAAGCAACCGGACAGAUUUGGCAAUUUUGAGCUGUCCUUUACGGAGGAAUCCUCUGUGAUUUCCGCAUAGCACCUGGCAGAUUUGAAUUCAUUCUCUGGCUUGAGUCAAGCAAAGGAUUUUGUAUUAGGUUUGAUUAUGAAGACGUCACCAAUGCUUGAGAGGGGAGAAGAAAGUGCGAAGAUCAAUAGGCCGGGACACUAGGUUGCCUCGAUGUAGAGCAAAGCAGUGCAAUGAAGAGAUCUAGGAUGUUUGGUGUCUUUCAGGCCAGAGAAUGUACCUCUGCCAAAGCAAUAAUAGACAUCUUUAGUGAAGAAAUGUUUCAGGUCUGUCAAAGAGUACAGAACUAUAAUAUGCUGAUGAAGUGUUGUUCUAAUCUUCUUAGAUGAGCAAAUGCGUGGGAAGGAGGUUGAGCAUGCCUCACUAGUACUAUUGAGAGCAAUCAUGGACAAAGUGUGGCUCCCCCAGAAUGUUCUGCAGCGCACCAUAUAAUUUGCCACAUAUGAUGCGCUGCUACCCAAGUGUUUGCUUGAGAGGAUGUUUCGAUGUUUCAGACCCAAAGCGAGCAUGCUCGAUUACCGUGAAAUAUGCCGAUAGUUUGAGCCAAAUGUAAACGGUUUAGACAGCAU
Messenger RNA from Coccomyxa subellipsoidea C-169, 4784 nucleotides. Its product is annotated as Six-hairpin glycosidase. Gene Ontology annotation, molecular function: hydrolase activity, hydrolyzing O-glycosyl compounds. The record is from RefSeq and is a predicted model, not a curated record. NCBI's taxonomy places the organism in Eukaryota, Viridiplantae, Chlorophyta, Trebouxiophyceae, Coccomyxaceae. Gene Ontology annotation, biological process: carbohydrate metabolic process. The transcript is spliced from 23 exons. Bases 1 to 3891 code for a protein of 1296 amino acids.